This is a messenger RNA of Alternaria infectoria, 540 nucleotides long. RefSeq lists its product as uncharacterized. Bases 1 to 540 code for a protein of 179 amino acids. The record is from RefSeq and is a predicted model, not a curated record. The transcript has 2 exons. Lineage: Eukaryota; Fungi; Ascomycota; Dothideomycetes; Pleosporales; Pleosporaceae.
AUGGAGUCGAAAGAAAGAACGAGCUUUGGCUCGGCACGCGAACAACAUGAAGACAGCGCGUCAAGCGAGUACGAGAAGAGAGGAGUAUCUGCUGCCGACAUCAACGAAGAGAAAGAUGUUGCACACGGCGGAGCUACGCAGUCCCAAACGAAGGAGCUGAAUGACGCAACAGCUGAAAGAGGCCGUAGCCAAAGCAGACGUUCGCAAGACGGCAGGAGUCUGAAGACCGUCAGAUCGCAUCACUCGAGAGCUGGAGGAGAUGGCUACACAUGCCUCGACGCAGAAGCCAACGCCAAAGGCCCAAGCAACUCUCGACCCGGCCCUGUAACAGAGCAACCGUACCUUGUGACUUGGGAUGGUGACGCCGACCCAGAGAAUCCACGGAGCAUGGGCAAACUACGAAGAUGGCUCAUCAACAUCCAGACAAUGCUGGUUGCGCGCUUCUUGGACGGCCUAGCUGGCUCAGCCUUCCUCAGUGUUGCUGGAGGGACAGUCGGUGACAUGUUCGGGAAACACGUCAGUACAUUCGAUGCUCGCUAG